GUUUGACCCUCGACGACUUCCACAAGCCAGGGUACACACACGCAGUCUCCAACUUGCCAUGAAGUUCACGCUAGUCCUUGCCACGAUUGCCACCGUCAGCGCAUACCAAAACUUCAAAUCGUUUCGCCAAUCAUUUCGUCGUCAACAUGCAGACCAAGGCGCCAUGUACUUGGACAACAAUGCCGAGAAUGCCGUGCCAACCAACCUGAAGUGGGUGUUGUUCUCCGAAGCGGACGGGGUGUUGGCCCAAGGCAACGAUGACGACACUGUCACGGCAAUGCUACACGCGGCCCAGCUGCACCAAGCUAUCCCUUCACACCACCCCCUAAGCAUGUUGGAAGAUGCAUCGAUAGACAAUGAACACGAUACUGAGGCUAUGCUCCUAGCUCUUCGAGAUGCGCUCAACGACAUUAUCGGCGAAUAAAGGAUUGCAUGUUGAAAACUAAAUACUAAAGUUUCAAUUGUGGUCGACAAAUCAUACUAAUUAUCGACAAAG
Messenger RNA from Aphanomyces astaci, 496 nucleotides. RefSeq lists its product as hypothetical. Bases 59 to 424 code for a protein of 121 amino acids. Lineage: Eukaryota; Oomycota; Saprolegniomycetes; Saprolegniales; Verrucalvaceae. The record is from RefSeq and is a predicted model, not a curated record. The transcript has a single exon.